Messenger RNA from Gossypium raimondii (Peruvian cotton), 1455 nucleotides. Its product is annotated as casein kinase II subunit beta-1. Gene Ontology annotation, molecular function: protein kinase regulator activity. NCBI's taxonomy places the organism in Eukaryota, Viridiplantae, Streptophyta, Magnoliopsida, Malvales, Malvaceae. Gene Ontology annotation, cellular component: protein kinase CK2 complex; cytoplasm. Bases 295 to 1149 code for a protein of 284 amino acids. The record is from RefSeq and is a predicted model, not a curated record. The transcript has 5 exons.
UCUCUCUAAAAAUUACCCCUCACUUUUUCUCUCUCUCUCUACCCUGUUUGUUUCCACAUCCAGAAAAAAAAAUCUAGAGAGGAAACAAAUACCCUGUUUCUAUCGCUCAUCCCUCCGUUUUUAAAACGGACCAACAUCGAAACCAAACAAAAAAAAAAAACCCAACGAGAGACAGAAGACCCUAGAUUUCUGGGGGACCUAGGGGUUGGUCAUUUUCGUCAUUUCACGAUAUGCAUCGGCGAUAACGGAAGCCAUUAAUAUCGUCGGCAAAGAAGAACAAGAGAUAGAGAGAAGAUGUACAGAGGGGAAGGAGCGGUUGGUGGGUCCAAGGGAGAGGUGGGGGCGGUGGAUCGAAAGCGGAUCAACGAGGCGCUUGAUAAGCAGCUCGAACGAUCCUCGCCCUCCACUUCCAGAGUGAUCAACGGCAAGGAUAAGUCCGCACGUUACCUCCUCCCCGGAAAGCAUCCACCUGAUCAUCAUCGCGACUCUCGCUCCGUUUCUCUACCCAAACCCAACGCUGAAGAUGAAUCUGAAACAGACAGUGAAGAGUCAGAUGUUAGUGGUUCUGAUGGAGAUGACACGUCUUGGAUUUCAUGGUUUUGCAACCUACGUGGAAAUGAAUUCUUUUGUGAAGUUGAUGAUGACUACAUCCAAGAUGAUUUUAACCUUUGUGGGCUUAGCAGCCAAGUUCCUUAUUAUGAUUAUGCACUUGAUUUGAUUUUGGAUGUUGAAUCGUCCCAUGGAGAUAUGUUUACAGAGGAGCAAAAUGAAUUAGUUGAAUCUGCAGCGGAGAUGCUUUACGGUCUGAUUCAUGCCAGAUACAUAUUGACAAGCAAAGGAAUGGCUGCUAUGCUAGAUAAGUACAAGAACUAUGAUUUUGGAAGAUGCCCCAGAGUUUAUUGCUGUGGACAACCUUGUCUUCCAGCUGGUCAAUCAGAUAUCCCUCGGUCAAGCACCGUAAAAAUAUACUGCCCUAGAUGUGAAGAUAUCUACUACCCUCGGUCCAAGUAUCAAGGCAACAUUGACGGAGCCUAUUUUGGGACCACAUUUCCACACCUGUUCCUGAUGACAUACGGGCACCUGAAGCCACAGAAGGCAUCUCAAAGCUACGUUCCAAGAGUAUUUGGGUUCAAGAUCCACAAGCCAUAGUUGUUGCAGGUUUUAUCGCCAAGCUUCUAUUAUGGAAGUAAUGCUUUUGAAAGAUCAGGUAUAGUUUGACAGUCCUCUUUUAAGUAGUCAUGUUUCUAGAGCCUUUCUUUUAUAUGUUGAAAAAGAAUUACCAUAAAAACAUAUUUGCAAACCAGCAAGUGUUCAUUUUCAACGUAGCAGCCUUUUCCUGGGGGUCGUCUUUCAUCCAAAAUUCAUUCUUGGUAGAGUAUCUAUUAAAUUUCCCUUUUAGAUAUACCCUCCAUUGUACUGUACUUGAUGUUGAUGAUGAUGAUUAUUAUUUUUUAA